Molecule: messenger RNA, 3422 nt
Organism: Ciona intestinalis (vase tunicate)
Lineage: Eukaryota; Metazoa; Chordata; Ascidiacea; Phlebobranchia; Cionidae
Source: RefSeq, a predicted model, not a curated record
AAGUGCAUAGAUAUUUCUUUAUAGGAGUAUUAGUAUUUAAAGUUUAUAUAGUUAUUUAAUAAUUUCAUCUUGGUAACAAGUGUCAAGAUGGCUUCGAACUUCGCAACCAAUGGAGUUUCUGUUGGAAGCAAAAGUCCAGAUCAAGAGUUGUCUGAACAUUUUCAUUCAGAAAACAGUAAUUCCACCUCAAAAAAGAAUUUUCCUUCGUACCCCAGAAACUUUAACAAGAAAAAAGUUGACAUGAAUGACUAUAACAAGAUUGCAGAGCAUCUGUUCUCUGAGGAUAUGGCAGGUUGUGGAGAUCUCAGUUCAACUUGUGAACUAACAGAUGAGAUCCCAAUCGUACAGCAAGAAGAGAAGAUGCAUCUUGUUAAUCGGCAGAUAACACAAGACUUUGAGUCUGCAAAUGGCAAGCACUGGAAAGCAUUGAAACAUACACUCAUGGCAUCCCGUAACUUCAAGCCAGCCGGUAGUGACCAUGAGGAUAGAGACAACCUCCAAGUCCCCACAUCUGGCGCGUCCUCUGUAGACGACAACGUUGCAGGCGGCAGCUGUAGAUAUUAUCCUCACAAAGCUUCACUUACAAGCCAGCAUAUGUUACCACUACCAGUUCUAAAAGAACUGAUGAUAUGUGGCGACCCUUCAAGAAAAAGGGUUGGAGAUGCCAGUGUAGCUUCAGAACUUAAUGGGAUGGGAGAUUUCCUUGAGCAAGAUUUUCAUAGGAUUGAAAUAUCCGGCGAUGAAAUAGCUGGGGUUCCGUUCCGAGAUUUAGAAGAAGCAUCAGAUCAUCUAACAGAAGCUUUGCUUAUAAGGGAGAAAUACAUGGAAAUGGCCCACCAUAAGUCUUCAUUCACAACUGAGAAGCAUCUCAGAUUGUGCCAAGGCAAAGAUCCUCCUCAGUCUGACACCUUUGAUGAAUCAGGAAUAAGUAAAGAUGCUCCCUACCACCCCCCACUUAACACUGAGUGCCCAUACACAAAUGUCGACCCAAAAACUUUGCCGGCUAAAAGUGAAAUGAAGGUUAAAAUUGUGGAUGGAGUUUUCAGAGUUUAUGAAAAUGAAGCCAGUUUAGAAAGGAACGAACCAUGGGACAUGCCCUACCCUGAUCUACAGGGAUUUAUUCACGACCUCAACAGAGUAAUGGCAAUGACUGUGGAUGGUCCUUUGAAAACUUUCUGUUACCGACGUCUCUCCUACUUGUCUUCCAAAUUCCAACUUCAUGUUUUGCUCAACGAGACCAAGGAGUUAGCUGCACAAAAGGAGGUCCCACAUCGUGACUUUUAUAACUGCAGAAAGGUUGACACUCACAUCCACGCAUCUUCUUGCAUGAACCAGAAACAUUUGCUUCGUUUCAUGAAGAAAACAAUGAAGAAGAAUGCUGAUGAUAUUGCCUAUACAAGGGAUGGGAAGGAUUAUACACUACAAGAGGUAUUUGAUUCUCUCAACCUCUCAGCCUAUGACUUGAGUGUUGACAGCUUAGAUGUCCACGCUGACAGGAACCUAUUUCACAGAUUCGACAAGUUUAACUCCAAGUACAACCCCAUCGGCCAAAGCAUUCUGAGAGAGAUUUAUAUCAAGACUGACAACCGCGCUGGUGGAAAGUUCUUUGCUCAUGUUAUUAAGGAGGUAAUGGACGACUUAGAAGACAGCAAGUACCAACAAUCUGAGUUACGUUUGUCAGUGUAUGGUCGGUCUAAAGAUGAAUGGUUGAAACUUGCACAGUGGGCGGUGAAACACCGUGUGUAUAGCGAUAAUGUGCGUUGGUUGAUACAAAUACCUCGCCUCUUCGACAUAUACAAGGCCAAGGGUUCGCUUGAAAACUUUACACAAAUGUUGGACAAUAUAUUCAGACCUCUCUUCGAAGCUACUUUGGAUCCCCAGAAUAACCCAGAGAUUCAUCUGUUUUUGAAACACGUAACCGGAUUUGACUCGGUAGAUGAUGAGUCUAAACAGGAACAUCAUGUGUUCACGAUGCAAUCACCGAAACCUGAUGAUUGGACAGCCAUAGACAACCCCCCAUACUCAUAUUAUGUUUAUUACAUGUAUGCUAACAUGGUGACACUUAACCAACUUCGCAAGGAACGUGGAAUGACUUUAUUCAACCUACGACCUCACUGUGGGGAAGCUGGGCCUGCUCAUCAUUUGGUUACCGGGUUCAUAUUAGCUGAGAAUAUCAGCCAUGGUUUACUAUUAAGAAAGGUUCCAGUUCUACAGUACCUCUACUACCUUGCACAAGUUGGUAUAGCGAUGUCACCCCUCAGUAACAACGGGUUAUUCCUCAGUUACCAUAGAAACCCAUUACCCGACUACCUGGCUCGUGGAUUGUGUGUCUCACUAUCUACAGAUGAUCCGUUGCAGUUUCACUUUACAAAGGAACCACUGAUGGAGGAAUACAGCAUUGCAACACAGGUGUGGAAGCUAAGUCCAUGUGACAUGUGUGAGUUAGCUCGCAACAGCAUUACAAUGAGUGCUUUCCCUCACGAGGUGAAACAAUAUUGGCUUGGACCACGAUACAGAGACGAAGGAGCUCACGGUAACGACAUCCGACGUACCAAUGUACCGGACAUACGAGUAUCUUAUCGACACGAGACACUCGAAGCAGAAUUGGCAUUAAUUCUUGGCACCGCGCAUGCGCAGAACACGAAAUCGUCGAGCGAGUUCGGGUCCCUUUAAAGCAAUCAAGGAUCCCAAGUUUAGAAUUCAUUGAUUCUUCAAAAACCACGUUUAUUUAAACUUUAACGUACGAGCAAUUUUUAAAUAAGAGGGAUUUUUUUUUAUGUAAAAAUUGAUAUAAUAAACACAUUAGGGCUAGCUGCGACGCUCCAAUGGGCAAAACAAAAUCUUUUUUUCUGCUGAUUGAACAUUUUCUUUGUUUCAUGUUGCUGGUUGACACUCGUUUGCUUUCAUCCUCUUUUAUAUAUAGUAGGUUGGGGUAAGAUGGUCCAAAUUUUCAUUCUGUUUUAUCGUCCCAUUUCGUGGUAAAUAAAAAUAUUUACUCAAUUAUAUAACCGUUUCACUCUAAACAGCGUUGUUAAUUUAAAAAAAAAAGAUUAGGAAAUAUGCGAUUUUAUUUGGUAACGGUAUCCAUCUUACCCCAUAAUACUACGUUCUUCCCAAUUGCUUUUCUGUCAAAACUUUCCAAAACAGCAAAUAUUACGCGUCAGUAACCGGCUUAUACUGGUUCGUACCAGCUGUGUCCUGUCUAUACCGGUUUACAUCCUGAAUUUCGUGCUGUUUUUCGUGGAAAAUCAAUCUACAUGAUUAUCCACACGUUUAACUGAUCUAUCUCGUAGAAAAGAAGUUUCUGUUGUGAUUAUUCCGUGUCAAGGCUCUUACGUUGUUGCAGUUUGUACUAUUCGCCUCUUGUCGCUGUAUAUGAAAGUGUGCAAUUGUUUCAACUAUAAAUUUUACACCAGUUUCAA